AUGGCUGCGAACGGAGGAGGGUGCAGAGGCUUCUACUUCAACACCGUGCUGUCUCUGGCCCGGUCGCUGGCGGCUCACCAGCAGGCGCCGUUAGACAAGGUGCAGAAGCUGCACUGCAUGUGCCCUGUGGACUUCAGAGGGGUCUUCCAGCUGGAUGAGAGGAGGAGGGAUGCUGUGAUUGCUCUUGGUAUCUUUCUGGUGGAGUCAAACCUGCAGCACAAAGAUGUUAUCGUCCCCUACCUUCUUGGGCUGCUUAAAGGGCUUCCUAAAGUUCAGUGGAUUGAGGAGAGCUCAGAACGCAAAGGACGCGAUGCCCUUCCAGUCGCAGAAAACUUCAGCUUUUGUCUUGUAACCGUGCUGUCAGAUGUUGCCCAAAGAGAUGAGAACCUACGAGGACAGAUCCUGGAGGCACUCAUGGACAUCAUGCUGGUUCUUCAAGACAUCUGCAAAAAUCCAGAUGAUCAUGACAAAGAAUAUCUGUGCAGGUACACUGUACCCAGCCUGCUCGGCGUUGCCAGAGCGUUUGGCCGAUACAGUAACACUGACGAGCCGCUGCUGUCCAAGCUGUUCCCUCGAUCUGCUGCUCCUUUGCUCUCUGCGGGUGACAGCGGCGAUGUUGCCCGACGACGCUCUUUCAACGAUUUCCGCUCAAUUUUACCGAGCUCUCUGCUCACAGUGUGUCAGGGAGACUCUCUGAAACGUAAAGGCUCCUCCGUGUCCAGUGUUUCACAACAGGCAAGUCCGGAGAGGACAGGGCUGACACCCAGCUCUCCUGCCGAUCCCUCUGCGCAGUACUUUGAAGGUUCUUACCUCCCUGAUGGUAGCGCAGUGGACCCCGAUUAUUACUUCUCCACCAUCAGCUCCAGCUUCUCUGUCUCUCCUCUUUUCACUGGGAGCAGCUCCGGAGAGUUCCAGGUCCCUCUGGAGAUGCUCAGACAGCUCCUGCACAUGGUUGAGCAAUUUGUUGCGGAGUCGUUUUUGAAGUCACUGGAUGGCACCUUAGCAGAACUUCAAGAGAGCAAUCCAGGAAUUUAUUUUUACUACAAAACUUUCAGUGAUCCAUUGUAUGUGGCCAUUUUCAAAAUGCUGAGAGACACUCUGUACAAUCUGAAAGACCUUCAGACUGACUAUGUUAAGGAAGUUCACGACUUCGUGCUGGAGCAGUUCAGCAGCAGCCAAUCAGAGCUGCAGAGGAUUCUCCAUGAUGUGGAGUACCUCCAGAGUGAACUGAGCCCACUCAAACUGCGCUGCCAGGCCAACGCUGCCUGUGUCGACCUCAUGGUUUGGGCGGUAACAGAGGAGCAGGGAGCUGAGAACCUUUGCACCAAACUGUCAGAGAAGCUGCAGUCGAAGACAUCUAGCAAAGUUAUCAUCGCCCACAUGCCCCUCCUCAUUUGCUGCUUACAGGGUUUGGGUCGUCUGUGUGAGCGCUUCCCUGUCGUGGCCCACUCUGUCACCACGUCUCUCAGAGACUUCUUGGUGGUACCAUCCCCUGUUUUGGUGAAGCUCUACAAAUAUCACUGCCAGUACACCCCAGGGGGGAGUGAAAUCAAGAUCCACGUGACCAACGAACAUUCUCAAUCAACCAUCAACACCAAUGCAAACAAGAAGAGCAACCCCUCCAUGUAUGAACAGCUGCGGGACAUCUCCAUCGAUAACAUAUGCAGGUGCCUGAAAGCUGGCCUUACCAUGGACAGCGUCAUUGUUGAAGCUUUCCUCGCCAGUCUGUCCAACCGCCUCUACAUCUACCAGGAAAAUGACAAAGAUGCUCACCUGAUUCCGGACCACACCAUCAGAGCUUUGGGCCACAUCGCCGUGGCCUUACGGGACACGCCUAGAGUGAUGGAGCCCAUCCUGCAGAUCCUGCAGCAGAAGUUCUGCCAGCCUCCCUCUCAGCUGGACGUCCUCAUCGUAGACCAGCUGGGCUGCAUGGUGAUCACAGGAAAUCAAUACAUCUACCAGGAAGUGUGGAACUUGUUCCAGCAGAUCAGUGUCAAAGCCAGUUCCAUGGUUUACUCCACCAAAGACUACAAAGACCACGGUUACAGACACUGUUCCCUGGCUGUUAUAAAUGCUCUGGGUAACAUAGCAGCCAACAUGCAGGCCGAGCAGAUGGUGGAUGAGCUCCUUGUCAACCUCCUAGAGCUUUUUGUGCAGCUGGGCUUAGAGGGCAAGAGAGCCAGUGAGAGAGCCUCAGACAAAGGCCCAGCCCUGAAGGCAUCUAGCAGUGCUGGGAAUCUCGGUGUUCUCAUCCCAGUUAUUGCUGUUCUGACUAAGAGGUUGCCACCAAUAAAGGAAGCAAAGCCGCGGCUGCAGAAGUUGUUCAGAGACUUCUGGCUCUACUCUGUUGUCAUGGGAUUUGCAGUGGAGGGCUCAGGUCUGUGGCCAGAGGAGUGGUACGAAGGAGUUUGCGAGAUUGCGACCAAAUCGCCGCUGCUGACGUUUCCCAGUGGAGAACCUUUACGCUCCGAGCUGCAGUAUAACUCUGCGCUGAAGAACGACACAGUCACUCCAGCAGAGCUGAACGACCUGCGCAGCACCAUCAUCAACCUGCUGGACCCUCCUCCAGAGGUGGCUGCUCUCAUCAACAAGCUGGACUUCGCCAUGUCCACGUACCUGCUGUCUGUUUAUAGGCUGGAGUACAUGAGGAUGCUGUACUCUCUGGACUCCGAGCGCUUUCAGGUCAUGUUUCGCUACUUUGAAGACCGAGCGAUACAGAAGGAUAAAUCUGGUAUGAUGCAGUGUGUGAUUGCUGUGAGCGAUAAGGUGUUUGAGGUUUUCCUUCAAAUGAUGGCUGAAAAACCAAAGACCAAAGCUCAUGAGGAGGAGCUGGAACGCCACGCUCAGUUUCUCCUGGUCAACUUCAACCACAUCCACAAGCGGAUCCGCAGAGUGGCCGACAAAUACCUGUCUGGUCUGGCUGAAACCUUCCCCCACCUGCUGUGGAGCGGCCGGGUGCUGAAGACCAUGCUGGACAUCUUGCAGACGCUCUCCCUGUCCCUCAGUGCAGACAUUCAUAAAGACCAGCCCUAUUAUGACAUCCCAGAUACCCCCUACAGAAUCACUGCCCCAGAUACAUGUGAAGCCAGAGAGAGCAUCGUGAAAGAUUUUGCUGCGCGGUGUGGAGAAAUCCUUAAAGAGGCGAUGAAGUGGGCUCCCUCUGUGACUAAAUCCCACCUGCAGGAGUACCUUAACAAACAUCAGAACUGGGUCUCGGGUCUCUCCCAGCACACGGGUCUGGCCAUGGCAACAGAAAGCAUCUUGCACUUUGCUGGCUACAACAGACAGAGUACCACUCUGGGGUCCACCCAGCUGACUGAGAGGCCAUCCUGUGUGAAGAAGGAUUACUCCAACUUCAUGGCAUCCCUGAACCUCCGCAACCGAUAUGCUGGAGAGGUUGCAGGUAUGAUCCACUUUGCCCAGGCAGUCAGGGGACAGUCGGACCUGACCCGGCUGAUGAUCAAACAGAUGGGAGAGGCUUUAGACUCUGCUCAGCCUGAGGCCUUCACCGAGGCCAUGUUCAAACUGGCCGCCUUGCUCAUCAGCAGCACGGACUGCGAUCCUCAGCUCCUGCACCACCUCUGCUGGUCGCCCCUCAAGAUGUUUACAGAGCACGGCAUGGAAACCGCCAUCGCGUGCUGGGAGUGGCUGCUGGCAGCGCGUACAGGAGUGGAAGUGCCGUUCAUGCGGGAGAUGGCGGGAGCGUGGCAGAUGACGGUGGAGCUGAAGAUGGGCCUGUUCUCUGAUGCCCAGGUGGAGGCUGAUCCUCUUGCUGCGUCAGAGGAAAGUCAGCCUGUCCCCUGUCCUCCAGACGUCACCCCUCACCACAUCUGGAUCGAGUUUCUUGUCCAGAGGUUUGAAAUAGCCAAGUACUCCAGCGCUGAUCAGGUGGAGAUCUUUGGCAGUUUGCUCCAGCGCUCCCUGUCCUUGGAUGUCGGUGGAAGUAAGAGUGGCGGCCUCAACCGCCACGUAGCUGCCAUUGGGUCACGUUUCAGGUUGCUGACUUUAGGUCUGGCUCUGCUGCACUCUGACGUUGUCACCAAUUCAACCGUGAGAAACGUCCUCCGAGAGAAGAUCUAUUCUACAGCCUUCGAUUACUUCAGCGUAUCUCCGAAGUUUCCCACCCAGGCUGAGAAGCGUCUCCGCGAGGACAUCAGCAUCAUGAUCCGCUUCUAUGCCAGCAUCCUGUCAGACAAGAAGUACCUGGCCGCGUGCCAGCUGGUCCCACCUGGUGAGCUUGGUACUACCUCAACCCCGAGCACUCUCUCUGCUGGGAUAUUCGGAUCGCUUAUCGUGUCCAGCACUUCUCCGAUAUCUAUCUUAAAUAAUCAGGACCCCUCCUUGAACAGUCUGUCGGUGAUGAACGCCGCCGACAUGCGGAGCAACGUGGAUUCCAGCACGCGGUCCCAGCAGAGCGGCCAGGGAUGGAUCAACACCUACCCUCUGUCCAGUGGGAUGUCAACCACGUCUAAGAAGUCAGGCACGUCUAAAAAGAGCAACAGAGGAACGCAGCUUCACAAGUACUAUAUGAAACGGCGGACCCUGCUGCUGGCGUUGCUGGCCAGUGAGAUCGAGCGCCUGACCACAUGGUACAACCCCCUCUCCACUCAGGAGCUGGCCAUCGCCACUGAGCAGUCGGUGGAGACCAGCAUCGCUAACUGGAGGUCCAAGUACAUCAGUUUGACAGAGAAACAGUGGAAGGACAACGUCAAUCUGGCCUGGAGCAUUGCACCCUACCUAGCUAUGCAACUACCUACAAGGUUUAAAAAUGAUGCCAUUGUGGCCGAAGUGACCAGACUGGUGAGACUGGACCCCGGAGCAGUCAGCGACGUCCCCGAAGCCGUGAAGUUCUUGGUGACGUGGCACACUAUCGACGCCGAUUCUCCUGAGCUGAGUCACAUCUUGUGCUGGGCUCCAGCUGACCCGCCCACCGGGCUGUCCUACUUCAGCAGCAUGUACCCUCCUCAUCCUCUCACUGCGCAGUAUGGCGUUAAAGUGCUGCGCUCCUUUCCUCCAGACGCCAUCUUGUUCUACAUUCCUCAGAUCGUGCAAGCCCUUCGUUACGACAAGAUGGGCUACGUGAGGGAGUACAUCCUGUGGGCAGCACAGAAGUCUCAGCUUCUCGCUCAUCAGUUCAUCUGGAACAUGAAGACCAACAUCUUCAUGGACGAGGAGGGACACCAGAAAGACCCUGACAUCGGGGAGCUGCUGGAGCAGAUGGUGGAGGAGAUCAUGGGUUCUCUGUCCGGCCCUGCCAAAGAUUUCUACCAAAGAGAGUUUGACUUCUUUAAUAAGAUCACCAACGUGUCUGCCAUCAUCAAGCCCGUUCCGAAGGGCGAGGAGAGGAAACGAGCUUGUCUCAAAGCCUUGUCGGACAUCAAAGUGCAGCCAGGCUGUUACCUACCCAGUAAUCCAGAAGCCAUUGUGUUGGACAUUGACUACAAGUCUGGAACCCCCAUGCAGAGUGCUGCCAAGGCGCCCUAUCUGGCCAAAUUUAAGGUCAAGCGCUGUGGCGUGAGUGAGCUGGAGAGGGAGGGUCUUCGCUGUCCCUCAGACUCUGUGGAGGAUGGAGAGGACAAUCCAGACGGAUCAGGCCGGGUUUGCUGGCAGGCGGCCAUCUUUAAAGUGGGAGACGACUGCAGACAGGACAUGCUUGCGCUACAGAUUAUUGGGCUGUUUAAGAACAUCUUUCAGCUGGUGGGUCUGGAUCUGUUCGUCUUUCCGUACAGAGUGGUGGCCACGGCGCCAGGGUGUGGCGUCAUUGAGUGCAUCCCGGACUGCAAAUCCAGAGACCAGCUCGGUCGUCAGACAGACUUUGGGAUGUACGAUUAUUUCCGUAACCAGUACGGUGAUGAAUCCACCCUGGCCUUCCAGAAGGCGCGGUACAACUUCAUCCGCAGCAUGGCCGCCUACAGCCUGCUGCUGUUCCUGCUGCAGAUCAAAGACAGGCACAAUGGCAACAUCAUGCUGGACAGCAAGGGUCACCUGAUCCACAUAGAUUUCGGCUUCAUGUUCGAGAGCUCCCCAGGCGGCAACCUGGGCUGGGAGCCGGACAUCAAGCUGACCGAUGAGAUGGUGAUGAUCAUGGGGGGCAAAAUGGAGGCUACCCCUUUUAAAUGGUUCAUGGAGAUGUGUGUGAGAGGAUAUCUGGCCGUGCGACCUUACAUGGAUGCAGUGGUUUCCCUGGUUACGCUCAUGCUGGACACGGGACUGCCCUGCUUCAGAGGGCAAACCAUCAAACUUCUUAAGGGACGAUUUAACCCUCAGAUGAGUGAGAAAGAAGCGGCAGCAUUCAUAAUAAAAAUCAUCCAGAGUUGCUUCCUCAGCAGCAGGAGCAAAACGUACGACAUGCUGCAGUAUUACCAGAACCAGAUUCCCUACUGAAGGCCGCCUUGCAGAACUCUGCUCCCGCUGAGUGACUCCACGGCCCUCCGUAGGACGACUGUAACCCAGGACCUGACCUGCUGGUUCUGCUCCCCCGGGUCGGGCAGCAGCGGGACGCUUUUAACCCUCCAGUUUUCCUCUGCGCACUAUAAGUUGUCUGAUUUUACAAUCAUGUCCAUGUAGGUUUGUAGGAGAAUUUCUUGUCUUCUAUUUACCAACACAGGGAUCCGAACUACCCUUUAACUUUUUCCUUGACGCUUUUGGUUAGUUUACCAGCAAACACUAAAGAUUUCCACUUGCAGAAUGAGGUCAAAAAGGGAUUCACGGCUACUGCUGGCCGUUUUCAUUGUGUCGCUGCGCUGUUACCCUCUUUAAUGCACUUUAUAGAUCGGUGUUUCAUCAGCAAUAGCUCAGUAGAAACGUUAGAGAUGAAAACAAUCCAAACAGUAUUCUAGACUAAGAAGAACACAAAUAGAUGUUGUUAUAUAGGUCAAAUAUAUAUGUAUCAUUACAGGAGUCAGUCCACAUUUAUUCUAAGAGUAGUCUGUCGUGACGUCAAGGUAUUUCAACAAUAAGUGAUUUUACAGUAGUGUGUAGCGUAGAAUAUUUCCUGUAGAGCCACAUCCAGAUUACUUGCAGUCAUUUACCUUUAAUUACUUGUUAGCAUUUAUGUUUACCAGAUGGAGCUUUUAGCCGUCACAUUGAACCUCGUUUUCAUGUUGCACAUUUUCACGUCAUUGUUACAUGGAGGCAGUUUUCCACUACUGGAGCUUAACAACCGAUAACUUGGACCUACGGGGCUCUGCUGCUACUUUCACUUUCCACUGCGUUACUAACCCGGAUGUUUCAGAGUCGAUCGAUGUAAUUUAUUAGCGUGAACUGAUGGCUAUGCAGCAGAGAGGUGUAGAGAAGGUGAAACACCUCUCCUUUCUGGGUGAUAAUCAGCUCAGAGUCACUUUACUGAUAUUAAACCCAAAUCCUCAGAUCAGGUUUCCUGGCCGAUACCGAUUCCGAUUUUUAAAUUUUUUUUCAGACUAACGCUUAAAAUGUGCUGCCAGAUCUUUCAUAGAGAUCGUUGAGGUAUUGAAACCAACAGAAACGAAGGAAUUACAUUGUCGUUGCAGCUUUGUAAGUGAACUCAAAGCAAAGUGCUGCAAAGUAGAUGCUGUUGGUUGAUGGGUUUCAAGACUGGAAAUGAUACGAGUUCUUAGUUUUGUUGCAUCUACUGAAUCAGAAAGAAAUUGAGAUUGUUUCUUAUUUGAGCUGCUGAUCACCCCUGAAAAGCCGACCUUGAGAAAGUUGUCCAAUUCUGGUCUCUGACCAAUUGAUAAGUGCAUCUCCUGUGAACAUGAACCCCUGUGGGGGAUUGCAGAUAUUUGUUCUAACUUCAGCAAUUGUUCCACUCAGCUCUAGCGUCCAGAACAUAGGGCCUUUUACAUUUUAUGAAAAAUAUUUAGAACAUGGGUAAUAGUGGUUUUAAAUUGUGCAAAACUUAGGGAUAAAGAGACGUUUGUCAUGCAAAGAAUGAGCAGCAUGAUGCUUUUAAAUGGGCAUAGUUUAGGUUUACAAAAGUACAUUUUAGAAACUUAUUGUGACGUCAUUAGAAAUGCAGCACUUUCGCUUAAGUAUAUUAUUAGUACUACUAGUAGUAGUUUAAUUCUAAGUGCGUUGUUGUAAAUGUGAAGUUACUAGUGAAAUAUCACAAAAAAUGGGGGAAUCUGAGUCACAUUGAAGGGUAGGAGCAAUCCUUUAGGUUAAAGCUAUUACUUCUUUCUAGAGACUACCAUUAAAUAGUGUUGCCUACAGGGUCGAUAAAUAAAUAAAUGUUUCAGCAACAGUUCCAUAACUCUUCAACUAAACAAUACAGUUUUUCAGAGGUAAAAAUUGUUAAAAAAUACGGAAACUUGGUUGGAAAGCCGCCUAAGGCGAGCAUAAAGGGAUCCAGAGAGACUUUACGCAUGAGAUACUACCUUCAAAAUGUCCAUUUAACAUAUGUAUAACGUAAAAUGGGCUUUUUAUCCUUGUGUGCUGCUACACUUGGAUAAAUCAGUAAAGUGAAAUCCUCCCACCUCUCUGAUGCAGCUACUACCAGCAGCUUUCGUUCUUUAGGGAAGCAGCAGGUGGGGCUGCAUUUUGGACGCAGACCAAAGACCUUGAACUGGACAUCACUGCCCCGUCUUUAAAUGAAAAAGCUCCAAGCCUGCGUGUUUUUAAAAAACUAAAUGCAAUGAUUCCCUGUGAUUUUUAGCCAGUUUCCUUUUUGGGAAAUGAAGAAUAAAGAAUAAACAGAAAGAAAAUACGCGUAUUUUUGGAUUUACAGACAACUAUGAAUAAUGUGCUGGUUUAUUGCUUCCAUGUCUCUCAUACAGUGAGUUAGAGCAACGUUUCAUUUGUAACAAAAGAUCAAUGUUUUUUUAAACAUAUUUGGUAUUUUUUGUUUAAUUAGAAGUAGGAAGCAUCCGUUUCCAAUCACAGUCUGCUCCAUUCAAAUCAGAGACUAUUCUGUAGGACUUUCUCCAGUGUUGGCCAAAAAGCGACCGGGGAGAUGGCGAGCUGCAAAUGGACCACAUACUGAUUCAGGACACUGAAGCACAUUUUCUCCCAACGCUGUUUGUGAAACAAUCAAGUUCCUACAGUUGUCAUGUUUAAGCCGUUUUCCUUCCGUCAGCAGACACACCCUGAGCCCACAUUCAAAAUAUAAGAGCUGCAGGAUGGAGAACAGAUCAAUAAAAAAAGCACAAGUUCUAGCUGCGGAAAGCCUCAACGUUUAGGAAACAGACGAUAUUUAGGAUCAUUGUGCUUGUGCCCCUUUGCAGCUUUUUAUUAUUUUCUGGUUUGCCCUCCUUAAAUUAUUGAUAUUUUAAAGUUUUAUCAUGCAGCUCUUAUAAUUUAUUUUCUCUGCUCCGUUACUUUUAAAUAACGCUUAAAAGGUUUCGGUUAAGGUCAUUUUUUUCCUUCCCUUCCCUCGCUGGCUCAACUUUUAAAGCUCUAUCUCUGCGUUUACUACCCGUCCAGUGAAGCCGGUCAGAAUCGCGGUUUGAAGUGCGUGUGCUGUUUCGAAACAUUCCUCGUAAUCAUCAUGCGUCUUUACGUUGAACCAAAACCCCUUGAAGACCGAGAUGAAGACGACGAGAAACACCCGAUACAAGCCAUUUAUCCUACCCUCGGUAGAAACAGCUGUAGAAAUACUUGACAAGCAAAAGACUAAAUUUAUGCAAUCUAUUUCUGUGUAUUGAUGCUGUAUGUGAGUGCUGUAUUGUCUCCCUCCGUGGCAUUGUUGGGUGUGAGAGAGAGAAAGUUUACUGCUAAAGCUGUCUUCCUGUCGUUGCUGUGUUUGUAACUCCGACUGAAGCGUUCGCCUCUGCUGUGACCAGAGAGAUAUUUUUUAUCUGUAAAGGACAUCCGUCACGUCUUCAAGAUGUGUCCGAACACUUGUACGUGUGUGUGUAAGGCUAUCUUUAUGAGGACCAGCUGAGUUUUAAGGCGUUUAGAGGGAGAACGUUGAAUGCCUCUGACUCCGAUCAGAGUCGCAUGGAAACCAUCCAACUGUGUUUUUUUUUUUAUUCUUAAUGUAGUCACUCUGAAACAUGUUACUGACCUCUACAUCUGAUGGCACUACCUACAACUCUGUGUCACACCAAGAGAUGCAAUAAGACUCAGUUUUAAGUCAAUACGUCUAAAAUGCAUUUGAAAAUGUCCUUAUGAAGAUAUCUGUACAGACAUCAGUGUGUGUUUGUUCUGCUCGGUUUAUGCAUCAUUGCACCUUUUAGAUGGUCUGCUUACUGAAAACCUAUACUUCUGCAAUAAAUGUGAACAUUUUCA
Fundulus heteroclitus (mummichog) is the source of this 10206-nucleotide messenger RNA. RefSeq names its product phosphatidylinositol 4-kinase, catalytic, alpha a (gene pi4kaa). Gene Ontology annotation, cellular component: cytoplasm; plasma membrane. The transcript has 54 exons. Gene Ontology annotation, biological process: phosphatidylinositol phosphate biosynthetic process; phosphatidylinositol-mediated signaling. NCBI's taxonomy places the organism in Eukaryota, Metazoa, Chordata, Actinopteri, Cyprinodontiformes, Fundulidae. The record is from RefSeq and is a predicted model, not a curated record. Gene Ontology annotation, molecular function: 1-phosphatidylinositol 4-kinase activity. The coding region runs from base 1 to 6384 and encodes 2127 amino acids.